Messenger RNA from Bolinopsis microptera, 1724 nucleotides. RefSeq lists its product as uncharacterized. Gene Ontology annotation, cellular component: membrane. The record is from RefSeq and is a predicted model, not a curated record. The coding region runs from base 66 to 1154 and encodes 362 amino acids. NCBI's taxonomy places the organism in Eukaryota, Metazoa, Ctenophora, Tentaculata, Lobata, Bolinopsidae. The transcript has 9 exons.
UCUAUGUAAAGAUGUGGCACUGAAAAGCAAUCCUACUCUCUGGGGAAAUAUCAGUACUGUUGAUAAUGACCAAGAAGUUUAAACCCUCUUCCUUCCCCAAACAAACAAGUGUGCCCUCUAAAAAAUUAGUUUUGAGCCAGAAUGUUGCUAAAGAUAUGCACUUAAUGGGUUAUGUGCUGUGUUUUAUCACUCUACACAAUGUCACUCUACACAACGGGCACCUUCACAGUAUUCAUAAAGAAGCAGCUUUAUUUGCAGUUCUAGUUCUGACUUACAGACCUCUUUUAUCAGCAAUUAAACAGGGGACCCAAAUACGUGGUUUUCUGAGAGAGACUCUAAAGAUGACUGUUCACGGAAUAUUCUGGAGCGUGUCCCUUUACAUUCUUCCAUCUAUAUCUACUCUAGUUCUCACCCCUAGUGGACUUUCUCUCAUACCUUUGGCAGUAUUGGCGUUACUGUUGACCGAGAAACCACCUAACGUUAUACCAGUCUCUCCUAAUAAGUCAGCAGGGCCCGAGGAGAUACGAAAAUACAGUGAAGCGUUGCUUAGCAACCUGAAAAAGAGGAUGCAGUUUGUUGGUAUCAAUAUUCUCUGCUACGCUUACGUGGCUUGUUACCUUCCCUUUACAUUCAACCAGAGUAAUACGGUGGUAAAACAGAUGAACUGUUUAAAAACACAGCGAAUAACUUCGCUCAUUCACAUCGCAGUUCUACUUGUAAUUCAGGUGUUGCCGAUAGACUUUAUUAUAAAAUUAACGGGAGCAGCUAAUCUGUUGGGAAGAUGGCAAUCUGCCGUGCUAUCAGAUCAGAUCCACUCGCUACCCGAGUGGAAAGAUAACGUUGAGUGGGAACAGGAGAGUAUAGUGAGAUGGGAAGAUAAGACCUACUUAGCUAUCUCCCCCUCCGUUACAGCACACCCCUCAUACUACCCGCACACAUUCCUAUACGUCCUCUUCGACAAGUCCUUCAAAAUACUCAAGAUCCUCACUCUUUUUGAGGGUUUGUUAGUAGCAGUGCUGUUCUACCAGUCACUGUCCCUGAAAUAUUUCCAACAGUUCCUUCCCUCCUCCCUCCUCCUCUUCUUACAUCUACACACCAUCAUGUCUCUAGCUAGUGAUGCCAAACAUCUUAAUUCCCGUGCUAAAGCUAUCUGAUCACUGGUCACUGUUGUGAAAUGUUGAGUGGUUAGUUUCCACUAAACGCACAACCCCCUCCCUUCCUCAAGCACACGUGCAGCUGAGAGAAGCAGAGUUGAGCGCAAGCUUUUGGGGCUCACUUUGAGGCUGUGUAUUCAUCAAGGCAUUGAGUGACUAGAGACUUGAGAGGUUCCGGGUAUAUUUCCAUUUUCCAUAUUUAGCUUCUCCGACACUUUCAUUGGAGACAGUUUAAAAUUAACAUUUGUUUACUGUAUUUUCAAUACUUUACCUUAUUUUAUUGUCACGUAUUUGAAGUUGUUGAUUAUUUUUAGUUUUACUAAUCACAAGAAAUGUAUUUUAAUAUCAAUUUGAAUAAUUAGUACCUUGCUAAGAUAAAAAACAUAUUUUUUGAGAAUAUCAGUCAAAAUUAUCCAAAUCAGAACAUCUUAAUUCAUCAAAACUGUUUAUAUGUACAAUUGUUUUAGGGCAUUUUCCCGGUUUGUCAUCCUCUUAAACCUUUAAACGUAAGAAUCAACAUUAGUAUCUUGGUAUUACUAUUAACCAGUAAACAAACGUUUAACUUUAAUA